This is a messenger RNA of Scophthalmus maximus (turbot), 4384 nucleotides long. It is a transcript of the gene tmem161b, whose product is annotated as transmembrane protein 161B. The transcript has 12 exons. The coding region runs from base 245 to 1723 and encodes 492 amino acids. The record is from RefSeq and is a predicted model, not a curated record. Lineage: Eukaryota; Metazoa; Chordata; Actinopteri; Pleuronectiformes; Scophthalmidae.
CGCUUGACCUCUACUGCAGUUGAAAAAUACUUUAGGAGCGGAGGCUGAGUCCAUUGAUUUUUCUUCUCUUAAAUUCGACGAUGUGACCCACCUCUGCAAAGGAUACGGUGGCAAUUUGAAUGACAACCCCCCAUUCAUUUUGUGCGCAACCAUCGCAAAGAAGGUCUUAUGUGCUCCUCGCCGCCUCGCUUCCGACUCGGGGUGCUCAGUGCUGUCGGGGAAGAGUCCGUUUCACUGCAUCAACAUGGGUGUGAUCGGUGUGCAGCUGGUGGUUACCAUGGUAAUGGCCAGUGUAAUUCAAAAAAUAAUACCUCAUUAUUCCUUCGCAAGAUGGCUUCUCUGCAGUGGCAGUCUGCGGUGGUAUCAGCACCCUACGGAAGAUGAGUUGAGGAGCUUAGCUGGGAAACAAAAAGGACAGAAGAGGAAAGACAGGAAGUACAAUGGUCACAUAGACAACAAGCCGCUAACAGUUCCCAAGGACAUAGACUUACAGCUGGAGACGAAAUGCAUCACAGAAGUCGACACGUUAGCAUUGCACUACUUCCCAGAGUUCCAGUGGCUGGUGGAUUUCACAGUAGCGGCAACUGUGGUCUAUCUGAUAACAGAACUGUACUACAGUGUGGCUCAGCCCUCGGGAGAGAUGAACAUCAGUGUGGUCUGGUGCCUGCUAGUACUCGCCUUUGUCAUUAAGACUCUUUUCUCUCUAACGGCCCACUACUUCAAGCUCGAAGAAGGAGGCGAGCGUUCACUCUGCAUUACUUUUGCUUUUUUCUUCUUUGUCAAAGCCAUGGCCAUUCUCAUCGUCACCGAAAACUACCUGGAGUUCGGUCUCGAGACUGGUUUUGCAAACUUCUCUGACAGCGCUUUACAGUUUCUUGAGAACCAGGGCUUAGAAUCCCAGGGUCCCAUAUCUAAACUCACCUUCAAGCUGAUCCUAGCCCUGCUCUGCUCCCUGAUUGGAGCAUUCCUCACUUUCCCUGGUCUACGAUUGGCCCAGAUGCACCUAGACGCACUCACUCUGACCACAGCCAAAUUUACACAAACUCUGCUUCAUAUCAACUUCCUGUCCCCUCUCAUCAUGGUCCUGCUGUGGGUGAAGCCCAUUACUAAGGACUAUAUAAUGAACCCCACUCUGGGAAAGGAGAAUGUGCCUUUGAUGACUGAGCAGACAUAUGAUACGUUGCGGUUAUGGGCCAUCAUACUGAUGUGUAUGCUCCGACUCGCCAUGAUGAGACAUCAUUUGCAGGCCUACCUCAACCUGGCCCAGAAGGGCGUGGACCAGAUGAAGAAGGAGGCAGGUCGGAUAAGUACCGUCGACCUGCAGAAGAUGGUGGCACGUGUUUUUUACUACUUGUGUGUAAUCGCACUGCAGUAUGUGGCACCACUGGUGAUGCUGCUGCAUACCACUCUGCUGCUAAAAACCUUAGGUGGACACUCCUGGUGGGUGUAUCCUGAAGAAGACCUGCCCUGCACCUACGAUAUGAACUCUGACUCAGUGGCGAUGGGGGCACCAGAAGCAGCCCCGACACCUGCUUCGGUGGUGGAAACAGGAGCCCGGGCUUCGGUGGCCCAGCUGUCGGUGGCCCUAGGGGGCCUGCGGACUGUUUUCAGCCCCGCACUUUUCCAGGGCCUCUUCUCCUUCUUUACCUGGUGGAUAGCUGCCUGCCUCUUCUCCACCUCCCUCUUCGGUCUCUUCUACCAUCAGUAUCUCAUGGCGGCAUAGCAUCAGGAACCCGCCAGUGUCAGUCCGUGCCCCCCACAGGUCACCUGUAUGUUCAACCUGAUCAGAAAGGACUGACUUGGGGCAACAGAGAGAACUCCUCCCCCUCCCUUCGACCACCUCUCAACGACUGACCAUAUCAUCAGAGCUCCUGGUUCAACUCCCAGUGCUUCCUUCACAGAUGACUCUAUGAACUUGUCAUUGUUUUGUUUUUUUACUACAAUCACUGUUAAAUGUGGAGGGCAAGAUUUAUAAACUUUAAUAACAGACAGACUAAAGUAUGAAUUAGAGAACAUUAUUCAGUGUCAGUGGUGUAUUGGUAUAGUAAUGAGAAAUUGAUCAAUUUUGUGUAUGAAAUUUUAAUGAUAUGAGGUAAAAAUAUUUACCUUAGAUGCCAAUUACAAUUCAUAUUACAUGUUAAGCAAAUUAUUUUUUUAAAGGAAGCCAGUGGGGAGACUUUAUUCCUUUUGUUUUUGUUAAGUUGUCCACAACAGAUCACGUGUUAUGAGUUUGAUCCAUCAACAUGUUUUGAAUUCCACAUGUCCUUUACUUUAGAAAACCCAGAGUGCAGCCUCUUACAGGUUCCCGUGUCGCAGUCAUAUUUCAGACUCUAAUCCUUCAAUUUAAAUUCCUUCUCACCAUGUCCCCUGUAAACUAGUGCUGGCAAUGAACUAUAUCACAGACAAUGUCCAGGAAAUUAGGUGGAGUUGCUCUACGUAACUGGACAGAAGCUGAAAGGUUCCAAGUUUUAUUGGCUGGUGCUUUCAUGCACCACAUUUGACGUUGAGAGUCCUGGAACCGUCUAUAAUCCGUCUAUAGUCUGUAUCACAGUACAUAAGAGAGCCAGUGUCCCUCAGUGACAACGUUGUGAAGAUGCUAAAUUUAGGUCACAGAAUAUGACUGAAUCUGGAGGUGUUCAUGGAGGCUAGUGUUUGACUUUUUUUUUUUUUCACUUUUCGUUUAGCCAAUAACUGCCAUUCUGUCUUUUGAUAAAAACCUUAAAUAGUUGUGUUAAAAACAAAUUAGCGUGUUUAUCUCAGAUGUCUAAAUUCCAAUGCCACGGACCACAAGAGAGUCUGAAAGAGUCUUAAAUAUUAUUUUUUUGUCAGUGCAUUUCUGUUUGUCAGCGGAGGAGGGGAGGGGGCAACCUGUCGGAUAUUCCCACCAUAGCUGGAUGGGACGAGCUUUCACCUGACCGGGGUUUGAGAGUGGACAAACGGAAAGGAGUUCUCCUCGUUGAGGAUGAAGAACGGACGUUAAACAUCUCAUUGACUUGAAUGUGAUGUGUUUUUAAAUGUGUCUAAUUGAAGUUGCCAGCGUAGGUUUUUACAUGACAGGCAUUCCGAUAGAUUUGAACUUGUUUCAUUUGAAUUGUAACCUCCCUGGUUUUACCUGAGCCAUUUUAGAAGCUGUGAGAGGAUCUGAAGCCGUUUUCUCUGAGGAGCGGCCACGAUACAAAAGGAGCAUGGUGUGUAGGGCUCAAUGUCCACGUGUUGGAAUCUCGAAGGGCAUUGCGAUCGAGAAGAGAUGAUGUCAACUACUGUUGAUGCCGCCUUUCAUGUUCUCAUUUUCUUUUCGUUUUUUUUUUUUUUUACUUUUACCAAUCCGUUGCUUUUAAACUCUUUUAUGCUAUUUCUAAUUGAUCAAAUUGGGAAGCUUUGAUUUCAAAAUGGUGCCAAGUACGUCGCCCCCCCCCCGUCCCAGUGGCUGUAGAUUUGGUGUUUUUAAAACUGCAACUCUGCUACACCUCUGUUGACUUCUGUCAUCUAAAGAUAAAACUUGAUGAAGAGGGAAUCACUAGUUCUGUUAUUUCACGGCUAUUCACAGUUUCUCUGUACACUGUGAAUCUCCGGCGGGUAGAUGAUGCACUGGGCCAUUAUGAUUGUCCAGCCUGUUCAGGAAUGUAGAGUACUGGGUGCUGCCAGACAAAUUUCAUCCGUGUGGUUCUCUGGCCUUUCAUUUCAUCAUUGCAUUCAUCAUAGAGCUGCAAGUUACACAUUCCGGCUCUAUGCAUUUUGUACAGAAGACAUUUUACAAAGUCAAGCAGCACCAUAUCACAUUUUUUUAAGCUCCUGAUGCCGAAAGUCUUAGCUUCAGUUUGUCUGUUUUAAAUGAUAGGGAAUAUGCACAUAAUGAAUGUAUCUCAAUCUUGCCUAAUUUCUGGAUUGUUUAAAAUGAAAAUGAUUUGUAUGUUGAGUUGAUUUAACAGCGUUCCCCCCCAAAAAAACAUCCUAAUCUCUUUACUUCUCCACUCCCCCUCUGAUAAUUCUACUGAUACCUAAAAUAAUCUGAUUUAUCCUAAUGACUUUUUAUCGAUUGAUUGAUAAUUUUUUCUGUAUUUAUUUCACAUGUCGAGGCCUGUAAACAUUUCUAAUUUUAACAAUAUACACUUUAUUUUGUUAUCGGAGUGCAUGCUGUCUAAAUCAGUUUUGAAAAAGUGUUUGACAAAUCAGUUGCAGGUUUUUAUUUUAAUUUUAUUGGGUCUGGUCAGGUAGAAGUACCUGGGGAAACUCUCAGAAUUCACUGGCCUGAUGAGGCAUUUCUUCUGUUUGUUACCACUGAAAGUGUUCUUGGGUUCACGAAGUACAUCACACAUAUUGUUGUUCUUUCAUGUAUUUAUUUCUGCUUUAGUUUUUUGUUCUAAAUAAAUUAUGGUCUUUACUA